This is a messenger RNA of Propithecus coquereli (Coquerel's sifaka), 3690 nucleotides long. RefSeq names its product solute carrier organic anion transporter family, member 5A1 (gene SLCO5A1). The transcript is spliced from 8 exons. Gene Ontology annotation, molecular function: protein binding. The coding region runs from base 699 to 2771 and encodes 690 amino acids. NCBI's taxonomy places the organism in Eukaryota, Metazoa, Chordata, Mammalia, Primates, Indriidae. Gene Ontology annotation, cellular component: membrane. Gene Ontology annotation, biological process: sodium-independent organic anion transport; transmembrane transport. The record is from RefSeq and is a predicted model, not a curated record.
AGACAAUGAGCGCGAGUCUCUGCCGACCGCCUGCUGCUUAUUGUUCCGGGACUGGAGACUGCAGCUGGCAGCUGCCGCCUCCUCCGGGGUUUAGCUUCUCGCUCGCUCCUCCGCCCGACUCAGGACCAUCGGGGUCAGCUAGCGCUGACCCUCGGGGCUCCGGGAUGCUAGCCCCAAGCUGCAGCCGCGCUUCGCUGACCGUCUUUUCUCUGCUUUGCAGGUUGCCUUCUUCACUCCCGAGGGUAUCGCGAGCCCAGGUGGCGAGGACCCGGCGCCUCGGCGCGGCAAGGUGGGAUGCGGUGUAGACAGCGCUAAGUGCCCCCACGCUGGGCGCCGGGCGCACUCGCUCCUGGCCGCGGGCCGAGCAGCGGCGUUGGAGGGGAUGAGCCCGGGACGCGCAAGGCGCCUGCCGCGAGCUGCCGCCCGGAGGGAGACGCCUAGCAGGGCUCAUCGCAGGACCGCGUGGACCCCUGCCCCCCGCAGCACGCGGCUGCGGAGUCUCGGGGUCGCAUCUGUGGUUAGGAUGCACUGGGCGCCUCCCCGCUGGUGAGGAUGCCCUGCCGCGCGGCUCUGCUUCCCCAGCCCCGGUCCCAGGUGGGCACCACUGAGUGGGUCCGGCUUCGGCCCCUCGUGCAGGCGGAUGAAAAGCGCCGGUGUUCUUGGGUGCGAUCAGCAAUCGAAUCUGAAGUCUAAGAGCCAUGGACGAAGGUACCGGACUACAGCCCCAGGCGGGAGAGCAGCUGGAGGCACGGGCCACAGCAGGAGCUGUCCAGGAGAAGUGCGAGCCCGAGACCUUGCGGUCUAAGAGUUUACCGGUCCUGAGCAGCGCCUCCUGCCGGCCGCCCCUCAGUCCUGCGCGCGCAGACGCCAAGCCGGCCUCGGGCUGUGCGGAUUCUUUGGGCCACCAGGAGUUGAAGCAAGGCCCGAACCUGACGGCCUCCAGCCCCUCUGACCCGUCCACGUCGGCGGGGAUGGCGGGGCUCGUGGACUGUAACCACAGGGUGGACGUCAGCAAAACCGUCUCGGUGUCCUCCACUCUGGCCACACUCCAGGAGAGAAGGUGCCUCUACGUGGUCCUCACGGAUUCCCGAUGCUUCCUGGUUUGCAUGUGCUUUUUGACCUUCAUCCAGGCGUUGAUGGUCUCCGGGUACCUGAGCAGCGUCAUCACCACCAUUGAAAGGCGCUACAGUCUGAAGAGUUCCGAGUCGGGGCUGCUGGUCAGCUGCUUUGACAUCGGGAACCUGGUGGUGGUGGUGUUCGUCAGCUACUUUGGCGGCCGGGGUCGGCGGCCCCUGUGGCUGGCCGUGGGCGGACUUUUCAUCGCCUUCGGGGCUGCCCUCUUCGCCUUACCUCACUUCAUCUCACCUCCCUACCAGAUCCAAGAGUUGAACGCCUCGGCCCCAAACGACGGCCUGUGUCAGAACGGCAACUCCACGGCGCCUUUGGAGACUCCGGCCUGCCCGAAGGACUCAGGAGGAAACAGUCACUGGGUCUACGUGGCUUUAUUCAUUUGCGCGCAGAUUCUCAUUGGAAUGGGCUCCACGCCUAUUUAUACCCUGGGACCAACCUACUUAGAUGACAAUGUCAAGAAAGAAAACGCAUCCUUGUACCUAGCCAUCAUGUAUGUCAUGGGAGCACUUGGCCCUGCAGUGGGAUAUUUAUUAGGUGGACUUCUUAUUGGUUUUUAUGUUGAUCCGAGAAAUCCUGUUCACCUUGACCAGAAUGACCCUCGUUUCAUUGGAAACUGGUGGAGUGGAUUCCUCCUUUGUGCCAUUGCAAUGUUUCUUGUGAUAUUCCCAAUGUUUACUUUUCCAAAAAAGCUUCCACCUCGACACAAGAAAAAAAAAAAGAAAAAAUUUUCUGUUGAUGCUGUUAGCGAUGACGACGUUCUGAAGGAGAAGUCAAACAAUAGUGAACAAGUGGACAAAAAAGUUUCUUCUAUGGGAUUUGGAAAGGAUGUCAGAGACCUACCAAGAGCAGCUGUCAGGAUCUUAAGCAACAUGACAUUCCUUUUUGUGAGUUUGUCAUACACAGCUGAGAGUGCCAUUGUAACUGCUUUCAUUACCUUCAUUCCCAAGUUCAUCGAGUCACAGUUUGGUAUCCCAGCUUCCAAUGCCAGCAUCUACACUGGUGUUAUUAUUGUCCCCAGUGCUGGUGUUGGUAUUGUCCUGGGAGGCUACAUUAUAAAAAAAUUGAAACUUGGUGCCAGAGAAUCUGCAAAACUAGCCAUGAUCUGCAGUGGUGUGUCUUUACUGUGUUUUUCAACCCUAUUUAUUGUUGGAUGUGAAAGCAUUAAUCUAGGGGGCAUAAACAUCCCUUAUACAACAGGACCCUCCCUCACCAUGCCCCAUAGGAAUCUGACGGGAAGCUGCAACGUCAAUUGUGGUUGUAAAAUACAUGAGUAUGAGCCAGUCUGUGGGUCAGAUGGAAUUACAUACUUUAACCCUUGUCUGGCUGGCUGUGUUAAUAGUGGUAAUCUUAGCACUGGGAUACGGAAUUAUACAGAAUGCACCUGUGUCCAAAGUCGACAAGUGAUCACCCCACCCACGGUGGGACAGCGCAGUCAGCUCCGAGUGGUGAUCGUCAAAACGUAUCUCAACGAGAACGGCUACGCUGUGUCCGGGAAGUGUAAACGGACCUGUAAUACCCUUAUCCCAUUCUUAGUUUUUCUUUUCAUAGUCACUUUCAUCACGGCAUGUGCCCAGCCAUCAGCCAUCAUUGUAACACUCAGCAUACAUUCCUACUCCGAUUUACUUUGGAGCAGUCAUUGAUACCACCUGCAUGCUCUGGCAGCAGGAAUGCGGAGUGCAGGGCUCUUGCUGGGAGUACAACGUGACGUCGUUUCGUUUCGUCUACUUUGGUUUGGCGGCCGGCCUCAAAUUCGUGGGCUUUAUUUUUAUUUUUCUGGCCUGGUACUCCAUAAAAUACAAGGAGGAUGAACUGCAGAGGCGGAGGUGGAGAGAGUUCCCCCUGAGCACUGUGAGUGAGAGGGUGGGCCGCCCCGACAGCGCCCGGACUAGAUCUUGCCCCGCUUUCAGCACCCAGGGAGAAUUCCACGAAGAGACUGGUCUGCAAAAAGGGACCACAGCACAGACCUACCCGGGGCCCUUCCCAGAAGCAAUAAGUUCCUCUGCAGACCCAGGGCCGGAGGAGAGCCCUGUUGCUAUGUAGCAGCCUUCCUGAAGCUCGAAGAUGGAAGGAUUUAGUUUUGUUGGUUGAGUCGAAUAUGGCGACUUGAGAAACAACCGUGCCUUCUUUUCUUUCUUUUUUUAACCUCUGCAGACACAAUCCUCAAACCAACAAAACUCAGUAUACACAGCCACUAUUGAUUGAGGGCUGGAUACCUCAACAAGACUGCAAGCCUUCCACCCCGCCGCCCCAAGACGGAGGAGGUUAGACAGAUUUGCUACCAUUUCCGCCAUGUUAAUUUAAAGUUCAUGCUCCAGGGGUACAUGGUUCACAAAAUCACGGGAAGGGGAAUGGUGGUGCAUAUCACUAGCGUACACUCCACACACAGGUGAGCUUGACCAUGACUUUGCAUUUACGAAUCAACGUUUUUAGAUAUGAACACCUACUGUGAGUUCUGCUACAAAGCACAAAUGAAUUUGCUUCAACUAUGCAAUUUGAUUGGGAAAAUGUAAGUGCAGCAUGUUACUUUUUGCUUUCACAGAUAUGGUUUUGAAAGAGGAA